Messenger RNA from Spirodela intermedia, 180 nucleotides. NCBI's taxonomy places the organism in Eukaryota, Viridiplantae, Streptophyta, Magnoliopsida, Alismatales, Araceae. The record is from the annotation of a GenBank genome assembly.
AUGAUGCAGAAGAAGAAGAAGAAGAAGAAGAAGAAGAAGAAGAAGGAGGGGAAGAUGAUGCAGAAGAAGAAGAAGAAGAAGAAGAAGAAGAAGAGAGAGAGAGAGAGAGAGAGAGAGAGAGAGAGAGAGAGAGAGAGAGAGCGAGAUAGAGAAGAGGAUUUACGAGCUUGUUCAUCAUGA